GCACCCGCGCGUCCUUCAGUUCGUCGUGUGUCUCGUUCAAUCAAUGCUUUUUUUCUGUGGUGUGGGGUAGUAGUGGCGUGGACGAAUUUCUAGUCGAAUAAAAUUAAAAUCUUAACAAAGUACACCUAAUAUAGGUUGUACAUAUAAAAUGGCGAAUGAACUUAAGGAAAUUACUGAUAUCGUAAAAAAAUGCAAAAUCUUGCUUUUGGACAUCGAAGGGACAACAACAUCGAUCAGCUUUGUUAAGGAUAAGUUAUUCCCGUACGCGGAGGAGAAGGUGCAGCAGUUCCUGGAGAGCCAGUGGGACGUCGCAGAAGUGAAGGAGGUGGUGGACGCGCUGCGGCGGCUGGCGCUCGAGGACAAGGAGAAAAGCGUGGAUGGAGUCGUCGCUAUUCCCGGAGAGGAUGCAACAAAGGAGGAGCAGAUCGAGGGGUUGGUGAAGAGCGUCAAGUGGCAGAUGUCCGCCGACCGCAAGGCAGGGCCGCUCAAGCAGCUGCAGGGCCUUAUCUGGAAGCAGGGCUACGAUAACGGCGAUAUUAAGGGACAUGUAUACGACGAUGUAUCAGCAGCUCUCGAGCAAUGGAAGUCCGUCGACGGUCAAAAGGUAUACAUCUACUCGUCGGGUUCAGUGCAGGCUCAGAAGUUGCUCUUCGGUCAAUCGCAGGCGGGAGAUCUGUUGCCCUACAUUGAGGGUCACUUUGACACCGCAGUGGGCGCCAAGCAGGAGCCCACCAGCUAUACUGCGAUCGUUGAGAAGAUCGGCUGCAAACCUGAUGAAAUACUCUUCCUUACCGAUAUUAUUAAAGAGGCGGAGGCAGCUCGCAGUGCAGGCCUUCACGCGGCACUGGUGAGCCGCGAGGGCAACGCGCCUCUGCCAGCGGAGGCCGGGGCCGCCUUCGCCGUGCUGCACAGCCUCGCACAGCUCCUCUCCAACAAGCGGAAAACAGAACCCCAGGAAGAACUACCCUCUAAGAUUGCUAAAACUGACAACGAAGAUGACGUUAAGACUUUAACGGACUCUAAGUCUGCCGAAACGAACACCGAACAACCAGUAAGUGAGACAGCGGAAAAAAUGGAAGUAGAAGAAGAAUCUACACCUGUAGAAGAAACUAAGGAACUAAAGGCAGAAGAAAAGAAAGAAGAACCUAAACCCGACGUGGUAGAGACUAUUGUUGAAGAAGUUACUGACGCUAAUGAAACAGAUAUUCCUAUUGCUGACGUAGAACCCAUAAUUGACGAACAAGUUGAAAAGACUGAAACUGACGAGACUGUUGAAAAAAUGGAGACUGAUUCUACUGAAAAAGAAGAAUCAGCUACAGUGCCAAAAGAAAAAGAAGAUAAAGUUGAGAAAGAAAUAGAGAAGGAGCCCAAGGAGCCCGCUCCUAUCGUUGAAGAAUCCCCACCUACUGUUAUCACAGAAAUUGAAGAAGUAACUAAUGACAAAGCUAUUGAAGACGCUGAAGAAAUUAUUGAUGAUAUCGAACCAGUAGUAGAGGAGCCCGCUUCUACUGAAGAUAUGGAGGUAUUACAAAGUGUCGGCGAAGUAUUGGAAAAGGAAUGUGAUGAGAUAUUAUCAAAAGUUCAAAACGUUACUAAUCUAGACACAAUACCUGUGAAACCUUUACUUGCUCCUAUCACUGAGGAAACUAUGGAAACGUCGACUUUAGAUAACGACAUUGUCGAUAGAAUAUUAGACACAGAAUUAGACCUUGAUAUGAAAAAAUGUGAAGCUGACGAGAGCAAAGGAGCAGCUGAGACCGAAUCAACGACAGAAAUAAAGUCAGAAAUUGUACAAGAGAAAGAACCAGUUUCUGAAGUGGUUACUAAUGCUGAAACAACAAAGGUAGCAGAAGAGAAGGUACCCGAUGCAAACAAAGAAGAUAGUAAUGAAAAAAGCACAAACAUAGAGGUUCCAGAUGUUAGUAAAACGGAGACGAAAGAUGAGAGUAAAAAGGAUGAAACAAAACCGGAAACAAACACAACUGGAACUGAGAAUGCCGCGACGCCGGUUGAUGUAUCUGCAGAACAGAAGUUACCCGAAAUAAGUCCUGACAAUGAUACAAAAGUCCCGGUGGAAUCAAAAGACAAUGCCGUAGCGGAGGAAGUUAAGACAGAGGCUGAAACAGUCGAGGCACAACUUAAUGGCAAAACUAAUGGAGAAACUGAGGCGGUUAGUUUGAACGGUGACGCUAGAAAAGAGGAGGAACUCAGUUCCCGAUUGUCAGCUGAGAACGGUAAGGAAGAGGAAGUCAAUGGUUCUAACGGGAACGCUGUGGCUACUGAAAAAGUGGAAGAGGAAAAGAAAGUGGAGGCCGAAGUGUCCGAUAUCAAAGUGAAGACAGUGACCACCGAGGAGCCCCGCACUGAUCCUAUAGAGCAACCUACGGAAGCGUAAAAUUGUGUGUGCGGCAGACAUUGUCAAGAGCGUUGUAGCGUUGUCUCACAUCAGAUUGUCAAGACUGAGGUUUUGCUUCCGCGCUCACAGACAUCAUUUCCUAGUUCUAUGUAAUACGUGUAUUGAGAUUCUCUGUGUAUCUGCGCGGCGACCGCCUCGUACAUUGUCCACUCCUAUUAAACUAAUACAACCCCCCACCCCCAACCCCCAAAAGUCCGCUUACUUAAUACUAAAAUAUUCAAUAAUAAUUAGUAUGUAUAAUUGAGUAAGGUAUGUCUAAGCUAUGUUUAAAUUGUAUUUAAAAUUUGACUACCCACUGUCUGAUUUGUCUAAUACGGAUAUUCGUUUCUUUGCCAAUCAAGAUAUUUAUUUUAGUGUUGUACAUAAAAAAA
This is a messenger RNA of Papilio machaon (common yellow swallowtail), 2787 nucleotides long. Its product is annotated as enolase-phosphatase E1. The record is from RefSeq and is a predicted model, not a curated record. Bases 149 to 2395 code for a protein of 748 amino acids. Gene Ontology annotation, molecular function: magnesium ion binding; acireductone synthase activity. The transcript is spliced from 7 exons. Lineage: Eukaryota; Metazoa; Arthropoda; Insecta; Lepidoptera; Papilionidae.